Messenger RNA from Schistosoma margrebowiei, 2534 nucleotides. Lineage: Eukaryota; Metazoa; Platyhelminthes; Trematoda; Strigeidida; Schistosomatidae. The record is from the annotation of a GenBank genome assembly.
UAUACGGUAGUGCCGCUACUAAUCCAUGUGCUUCAACUGUGGCAAGUCAUAUUAACAUUGGACAGUCUGUUAGAAUUAGGGUUAGAAUUUAAGGUUAGAAUUUGAGGUUAAAAUAUAAUGUCAAAAAGCUAUUCAGCCUUAUAGAUAGAUUUGACUAAACAUUAAAGAAUUAUGGGUCGUCGUAGACCAACAUCACAAUGCAGACAGCAUAUCCAACCUGAAAUGAAACGAAACGAGUUGUUCGAAAACUAUUAUAAAAAUCAGGGAAUCGUUCCUGAGGAUGAAUGGGCAGAUUUCAUCGACUAUUUGAAAAGAGAUCUGCCUAUCACAUUUCGGGUAACAGGAUUUCGAGAUCAAAACAAGGAAUUAUUACGACUUAUCAAACAAAAGUAUCGGAAAGAUAUAUCUGAGAUGCAACAUUAUAUGUGUGAUGAAAAAGAUCAGACUAAUGGUACUUUUGAACCAUUACCUUGGUAUCCGAAUGAAAUGGCGUGGCAACUGAGUGUUAGUAAAUAUGCGGUUCGCAAAACAGAAGAACUCCGGAUGUUGCAGCAAUUUCUGGUGUCUGAAACAGAGUCAGGUAACAUCAGUCGUCAAGAGGCUGUGAGUAUGCUACCUCCGCUUCUUUUAGAUGUGCGCUCACAUCAUACAAUCCUUGAUUUAUGUGCUGCACCUGGGUCCAAAUCUGCUCAACUCGUUGAAUUGCUACAUUCUGAUGCAGAGGCAGUUCAAUCGAGAAUUGGUGUUGAAAAUGCCCCAAAGUAUGUUGAACCUACAGGAAUGGUUAUUGCGAAUGAUUUUGAUCAGAAAAGAUGUUAUAUGAUGGUUCAUCAAGUGAAACGUUUACAAAGCCCUUGUGUUGUGAUAACUCAAGAGGACGCUACAUGCUUCCCACGUCUGUAUGUAACUCUAUCACCAGAUGAAAAGACUAGUCAGAAAGAUUUGCGCCAACUAAUGUUCGAUCGUGUUUUAGCAGACGUACCAUGCAGUGGAGAUGGGACGCUUCGAAAAAAUCCUGACCUUUGGUUACGAUGGUCGCCUAAUCUGGGUAUUGGUGAACAUCCUUUACAAUGUAGAAUCUUAAAGAGGGGUUUGGAGCUUUUGCGUGAUCCAGUUGGAGAUUCUACAAGCUAUCCUCGGCUAGUUUAUUCUACUUGUAGCUUUAAUCCUGUCGAAAAUGAGGCUGUUGUGGCCUCAGUGCUACACGCGUGUCGGGGAGCUGUUCGGUUAAUCGAACCGGAUCUUUUAGAACGCAUAUUACCAGAUUCUUCUGAAAACAAGGAUUCAAUUAGACAGAAAUUUAAAUUCAGAUCGGGUUUGAGCAAUUGGCGUAUAAUGGACAAAAAAGGAGUUUGGUUUACGUCAUAUGACGAAGUCCCCACAGGCCAGCGGAAUUACAUAUGCCCUUCCUUAUUUCCUCCAUCUAAUGUAUCAGAUUUACAUUUGGAGCAUUGUAAACGCGUUUUACCUCAUGAUCAAAACACUGGUGGGUUUUUCAUUGCUGUUCUAGAGAAAAUUGCACCAUUACCUUGGAUGAAUGCUACAAAGCGAGAAGUUUCUGUAAGUAGCAAUCAAAUUAACCAAACAGUCAAACAGCUUGAACCAAAAGAUGAUUCAAGACCUCCAUGUGUUGCUAAAAAAUCACGUAUCUUUCAUGAAAAUGGAUUGACUUAUAUAGAUUCUACUUUGGAUCCAAUUUGGUUAACAAUUCGUGAUUAUUAUAAAAUAAAGGAUAAGUCAUCUUAUAAUGGUGAAUCAUCUUUGAUAUCAUUUUGUGCAGAUAACCUGCUUUCACGUUCUGGUGGAGAAGGAAAUCGCUGUCGCCUUCUCUACUAUACAAAUAGUCUUAUCAAAAAUAUGGUAUCAACAAAUAAGGAAAGAGGAUUGAAAAUAGUCAACACUGGUGUCCGAAUAUUUUCCUCAGUUGAAGAUAAACAAUUUGAAGGAUAUCGUUUAUUACAAGAUGGAAUCGAAGUAGCUGAUGCUUUUAUACCCUUAUCAAGCGAUCGUCGUGUUCGUCUCACGUCAAAUGAAUAUUGUGAUUUAGUGUUACUUUUAAAGUAUGAGAUGCCAUUGUUAAGUCUUAUGACUGAAUCAACUCGUCGUCAGUGUGAAAAUCUAUCACCUGGUCCGAUUUUAAUUGAUUAUACACCUAAUGUUACUGAAUUCACAAGUGAUGAUGAAUCGUGGACAUGUGAUAGUUUACCUCGUUGCAGACUUGUAUUUUCUGGUUGGCGUGGAGCUAAAAGCAUACGACAUUAUAUCGGACGUUUUGAACGAUUACAUUUCAUGAGACUAGCCAACAUUGAACCUAGUCCGUGUAUUAUGGGACACACCGCUAAGGAAUUAGUAGCUCACGUAAAUUCUGAAUCCAAUGAAGAUGUUGAAUGAUUGGUUCAUUUGUACACUAUUUCUGUGAUCAAUGUUAUGUACCAAUUUUUACUAAUCAAGAUACACGACCUUAUGGAAAUAAAUCUAGAGAUGUUCUUUUUAUCUUUACAUGAGAUUUAUUAUAAACAAAGGUCUCUGCUUGA